AUGCCAUCAACCUCCAGCGCUACCGUAGAGAAAUGGCAUGAUCCCCGGUUAGCUGCUCUUUACUUAGAUGAAGCUGAUGUCGUGGGAAUUGAGAACCCAAAACAUCUACUGGUUUCGUGGCUUGUAGAAGGAGAAGAAAACCUCUCCAGUAUCUCUGUGGUUGGAAUGGUUUCCAAAUCAUUUGCAUCCACGGAGCUUCUACGAGUUGCUCUGCAGGGGUUUCUGGUGACAGCAAACGAACCUGUUCCGGAUAAUUUGCAAUCAAUGACUGACUUCCAAUUAAUUGAUGCUCUAAGAAAUUAUCUAUGGAGAAGGAGAAUUAUCUUCACUACACGUUUAAGUAACUUGGCUGAAUCUAUAGAGAACACUAGUCAUGUUUAUGAACUCCAAGCUUUAGCAGAAAAUGAAGCUUGGAUCCUCUUUUGUAUGAAAGCCUUCAGAGGGGAACAUAAGGCUGUAUGCCCUCCAGAACUAGAAGAGAUGUCUCGAAAUAUCUUAAAGAAGUGUGAGGGACUGCCACUUGCAAUUGUAGCAAUAGGAGGCCUACUGUCGAAGAGGAAAAACGGAGGUUUGGAAUGGAAGAAAGUCCAUGACUGCCUAGCUACAGAAUUGAAAAGUAACGACGACCUUGGGAGUCUACGUAGAAUACUUCAACUAAGUUAUGAUAAUCUUCCUUACUACCUCAAACAGUGUUAUUUGUAUUUAAGUGUUUUUCCAGAGGAUUAUUUGAUAAAAAGAAGGAAGUUGAUCCGGCUAUGGAUAGUUGAAAGAUUUGUGGAAGAGAAGCAAGGCUUUACAAUGGAGGAAGUAGCAGAGGAAUACCUUAAUGAACUCGUGAAUAGGAUUUUGAUCCAAGUGGUGGAGAUGAAUUAUUUUAAUAGGGUCAAGACAUGUCGUGUUCAUGAUCUAAUGCGAGAAAUCAUUCAAAUGAAAUCCAGGGAAGAAUCUUUUGUUAUGAUGGCAAACGGAACAAGAAUCAGCUAG
This is a messenger RNA of Populus trichocarpa (black cottonwood), 984 nucleotides long. RefSeq names its product disease resistance protein RPM1-like. The record is from RefSeq and is a predicted model, not a curated record. NCBI's taxonomy places the organism in Eukaryota, Viridiplantae, Streptophyta, Magnoliopsida, Malpighiales, Salicaceae. Bases 1 to 984 code for a protein of 327 amino acids. Gene Ontology annotation, molecular function: ADP binding. The transcript is spliced from 3 exons. Gene Ontology annotation, biological process: defense response to other organism.